GCGGCUGCAGCCAGAAGAUACUGAACAUCAAACAGCCUCGUUCAAACCGACGACCAGGGCCUCCAUCGCGAGCUUAGGACCCAUCCGCCUCUUCCUACAUUAUGAACGUCUUCCCCAGAGCAGCCCCGAAGAAAGGCGAGAACUUCGAGCUUCGCGCCGAUCUGAACAGUGAAUACCGUGACAAACGCAAGGAUGCGAUCAAGCGUGUCAUCGCCAACAUGACCGUCGGGAAGGACGUCAGCGGCCUCUUCCCGGACGUUUUAAAGAACAUGCAGACCGACGACCUCGAGCAGAAGAAGCUUGUCUACCUCUACCUCAUGAACUAUGCCAAAACCCAGCCGGAGCUUGUCAUCCUCGCCGUCAACACGUUCGUCAAGGACUCUGACGACGCCAACCCGCUCGUGCGCGCACUCGCGAUCCGUACGAUGGGCUGCCUGAGGGCGGAGAAGAUUAUCGACUACCUGUGCGACCCGCUGCAAAAGUGCCUGAGGGAUGACAAUCCGUACGUGAGGAAGACGGCGGCGCUGUGCGUGGCGAAGCUGUACGAUUUGAAGCCGGACCUGGUGCUGGAGAAUGGGUUCCUGGAGCAACUGCACGAGCUGAUCGCGGAUAGCAACCCCAUGGUUGUCUCCAACACCGUAGCCGCCCUCUUCGACAUCCACAACACCGCGACACAAAAUCCCGACCUCCCGCCGGACGAUCCGGCGAUAUUCAAAGUCACGCCCCAAGUGCUCAACAAGCUGCUCGUCGCGCUGAACGAAUGUUCGGAGUGGGGGCGAGUGGCAUUGCUGAACGCGCUCGCGAUGUAUCAGACGUCGGAUCAGAAGGAGAGCGAGCAUAUAUGCGAGCGGGUGGUGCCACAGUUCCAGCAUGUAAACGGUAGCGUGGUGUUGGCGGCGGUAAAGGUCAUUAUGAUCCACAUGCGGCAUGUCGGGCGGGAAGAGCUUAACAAGCAGCUUGUGCGGAAGAUGGCGCCCCCUCUCGUCACUCUGCUCUCAUCACCACCAGAGGUGCAAUGGGUCGCCCUACGCAACAUCAAUCUACUGCUCCAAAAGCGACCGGAUGUUCUCUCGAACGAGAUGCGGGUCUUCUUCUGCAAAUACAAUGAUCCGCUAUACGUUAAAGUCGAGAAGCUGGACAUCAUGGUGCGACUAGCGGGAGAGAACAACGUAGACGCGCUGCUCAGUGAGCUGAAAGAAUACGCAUCGGAAGUUGACGUGGACUUCGUACGGAAGAGCAUUAAGGCGAUCGGACAGACGGCGGUCAAGAUCGAUGCUGCCGCGGAACGAUGUGUAAACGUGCUGCUGGACUUGAUAGCAACACGAGUGAGUUAUGUUGUGCAAGAAGCUGUCGUGGUCAUGAAGGAUAUUUUCCGCAAGUAUCCCUCCACGUAUGAAGGUGUUAUUCCUACGCUAUGCGCCAACCUGGAAGAGCUGGACGAGCCCGAAGCAAAAGCAUCGUUGAUAUGGAUCAUCGGCGAGUACGCCAACAAGAUCGAUAAUGCCGAUGAACUGUUGAGCAUCUUCGUGGAUACAUUUACCGAGGAGUCAUAUUCCGUCCAACUACAAACAUUAACGGCCGUCGUGAAGCUCUUCCUCAAGAAGCCCGAUACAUCUCAGGGGAUUGUACAACGCAUAUUGAACACGGCGACGAAGGAUUGCGAUUCUCCGGAUGUGCGAGAUCGAGCGUACAUAUACUGGCGAUUGCUAUCAACUGAUCCUGGGGCAGCUAAGACUGUGGUAUUGGCCCAUCGACCACCAAUAUCGCUUGCGCGGACCACGGUAUCUCCCGCACUACUUGAAGAGCUGCUUGGAGAUAUAUCCACCCUUGCGAGCGUGUACCACAAACCAGCAGAGACGUUCAUCGGCCGGGGUCGUAUCGGUGCGGAUGCUUUACAACGGAGGGGCCUCGACACCGACGACCAAGCGUUCGCGAAGAAGGCACUUCAGACCGUUGCGGCCGGGCAGGUCGCCGAGAACUUGCUCGACUUCGAGGACGUGCCGACGUCGGACUCGCAACCGUCGGGGCUUGCGGCGACGACGAUUAUCCCCGCCGCUUCCACGACUGCGGCUGCGAAUCUGCUUUCCGGCACGUCGAGCAACCCCCUCGACGACCUCGUGUCGAUCUUCGGCAACGUCGGCGCCGGUGCGGGGCCGACGCCUCAGGCAUCGCAAGGGGGCGGGCUGGGCGGAUUGGACUUCGGUGGCAUUGGGAGUGGGGUGAGCAGUCCUGUUGCCGGCGCGCCGCUUGCUGGACAAUCAUUUCCUGGGUUCGGAGGGGUAGGGUCACCUGUACAGGCGCAACACCCCCAGCAGCCGCAGGCGGCUCAGGAUGAUUUGUUGGGUCUGUUCUAAGGAUGGGUAGAUUCACGACUAUUGUAUUUCACGCUCAUAGGAACUGUCGCUUUGUUAAGGCAAUCGAUCACGACCGUAG
Molecule: messenger RNA, 2433 nt
Organism: Punctularia strigosozonata HHB-11173 SS5
Lineage: Eukaryota; Fungi; Basidiomycota; Agaricomycetes; Corticiales; Punctulariaceae
Product: Adaptor protein complex beta subunit
Exons: 10
Coding region: 102-2354 (750 amino acids)
Biological process (GO): vesicle-mediated transport; intracellular protein transport
Cellular component (GO): membrane coat
Molecular function (GO): clathrin binding
Source: RefSeq, a predicted model, not a curated record